Gadus macrocephalus (Pacific cod) is the source of this 2465-nucleotide messenger RNA. RefSeq names its product cdkn1a interacting zinc finger protein 1b (gene ciz1b). Gene Ontology annotation, cellular component: nucleus. The record is from RefSeq and is a predicted model, not a curated record. Gene Ontology annotation, molecular function: nucleic acid binding; zinc ion binding. Bases 240 to 1472 code for a protein of 410 amino acids. Lineage: Eukaryota; Metazoa; Chordata; Actinopteri; Gadiformes; Gadidae. The transcript is spliced from 14 exons.
CUGUCGAGCGAGACAUCAUAGACUGUAGUGUUGUUGACAGUCCGCUUCAGUCCAAUUCAAAGUGUUGUUCGGUUCACAUCAACUGAAUUCAUGUUCUUACAGUUUUUUUUUUAAUAGAUAUAUACAUUUUUAUGUCACGGAAAUACAGUCAAUACAAAGCCUAGAGUUUAAGAGGGCUAGUCUAUCCUGGAGCCUUGGCUGUAGUACAGACCAGACUGACCACCAUUACUCCUGGGAACAUGAAACGACAACGGAAAGCCGACAGGCGUUCCCUGAGACAGGCCGGCCCCCAGGCCAAGAGGGGCAGUCCCCGUGUCCAAUGCGCUGUCAGCUCCCUUAUAAAGCAACAGCUUGUUGCUGAGCAGGUUUCAGACAUGAAGACUAUAUCAGGAGGAUUUGUUGGCCAGCACCUGCAGGAACUAGAGGAUGUGAGUGUGACACUCAAGCCUGACAGUUCAGGGCCCUCCGUCUCUUCGACCAAUGCUGAAAGGCUCCCACAGUCAUGCGAUCAUCUGGGUGAUGGGCAGACUCCUGCCACUACUGACAGUGCCCUUGUGUCCAUGAGUGAUGCAGUAUCUAUUCCGGACCAGAAGGAGGUAGUGGAGACACCAGAGCUGCAGGGCCUUGGCUCCUCUCUGAAGGUCACCAUCCAGAGGGAGAGCGACAGCCGGGCGUUCGGGGAGACGGCUGGACAGCCAGAGGGACAGCCGCAGGGACAACACCACUGCCACCUCUGCAGCAGCAGCUGUCCAAGCCUGCAGGCAUUUCAGAACCACAUGAUGGGGACAGAGCACCAGAAGAGGCUGAAGGUGGUCACAGAGAUUGUAAAGACAGCAGGAAGCAGGGAGGAUCAGCCAAUCAAGCCACGGUGGUGUGACACCUGCCAAAAACAUUUUAGUGGUGACGUUAUCCUUCACCGCCGGACCAAUCCGCAUAAGAUGUGUAAGCAGUCAUCUCGUCCCUACUGCCUAGUGUGUAAACGGCACUUCCGAACUCCCAGGAAGUUUGUGGAACAUAUGAAGUCACCAGAACACAAACAGAAGGUGCUCUUGGAGGAGGCACAGGAUGACGAGCUCAUCACGGUGGACGCCAUCGGCUGCUUCGAGGGAGAGGAGGGGUCGGGAGGGGAGGGGUCGGGAGGGGAAGAGGUGGUGGCUGAAGAGGGAGAUGGAAACACAAGAGGUGGAGGGGAGGAAACCUUCAAAGGAGAGGAAACAGAAAAACAGGACUACGACCCUGACACAGUUUACGGAAGCAGUUUUGUGGUCCCUGUAAGCGGUUUCCUGUGUCGUCUCUGUCAGAAGUUCUUUGAUAACGAGGCCACGGCGCGGCACACACACUGUCGAACGCACACACACUACCUCAACCUGCAGAUUCACCAGACGUUUGGAAACGAUGGGAACCUGACACAAGAGCACACAUCCUCACCACAGACAUCAACAGCACCGAAUGAGGAACACAAGUACACAUAGGCCACGGCCACACCAACCUGGGUACAUCUGAGAAGGCUCCAUUCUGGCUUUCCAUCGAGUUAGGCUCUCAGUGUACUGAUAUACACGAUGCAACAGUGGCAAUGGAAGAUCCUAGGGCAGGCAGUGCCCAACCUCUUUAAGGUCUUCUAACAUUACUGUUCAGCUGCUUCCUGCUCCUCGGUUCUGAAACCCAUCGACGUCUGCUCUUAAUAUCUAUGACCAAGUGCAGUAGUUUAGCAGUAGUUCGCUCAGGCUACGAAUAAUGAGGUCUGUCCGCUGUACAGUUAUUUAUCUAUGUCAAACAUCAAGAGUGAAAAAUGUCCUGUGACCCCAUAUGCAGUUCAAGUGACCCAACAUUGGGUCCCGACCCACAGCAAACGAACAAGCUAAAAAACAUCAUGUUUACGCCAUACUAGAUGCUAUUUAAAGUGUCAAUAUCUAGUAACUAUAAGUAUCCUUACAAUGUUACAGCAUCUAGUAUUGUAUAUCAGAUGCCUUGUCUGACCGUCCAAGAGAAUAGAGUAGGCCUAAACGGUUGCUUUGGAAAUAAGAGACAUGCUUUGGAUAUAUUUGACAAGAACACUUGGAGAAAGAAAGGGAAAAUGUUGAAUGUAUCGCUCACAUAAACAGUCAUGCUUUGGAAAUCUCUGUCUGUUCAAGAAAACACGGGGAGCAACAAGAGGAAAAGGCUGGUCAGGAGAUAGGAGGGGAAAAUGUAUGGAAUGCUUACUGGACAAGAGAUUUAGCUGUUAAAUAAUAAAUGAAAGAGGCGGAGAUGAAACCUUUUCACUUUGCACACACGUUAAUGUGGAUAUUGACAAAAAUAAAACCCACCAAACAGCCACACAGAGGAUGUUCUGGGGCAAUGAAAGGGAAAGACAAAGGCUUGUAAAGAUGAGGACAGACGGAAGGGUGUACAGUUACUUGGCAUCCCACAAUGCCACAGAUGACUGCUUCCUCUGGUGCUAAAUAAAGGCUGCAUCAUCAUUUUAA